Messenger RNA from Drosophila ficusphila, 942 nucleotides. RefSeq lists its product as uncharacterized. The record is from RefSeq and is a predicted model, not a curated record. The transcript is spliced from 3 exons. Bases 1 to 942 code for a protein of 313 amino acids. Lineage: Eukaryota; Metazoa; Arthropoda; Insecta; Diptera; Drosophilidae.
AUGAAGAAGCUGAGAACAAGAGGUACAACACCGGAACUGAAGGAAGAGCAAAUGGACCAUAUAGUCAAAACACUAUUCCCUGCCCACACAAAUAGCAUAGCAAGACCUACGCCACCAAUAGCCGAAGAACAGAUAGAGCCCUUCACAGUGGACGAGCUGCUGAAAGCGGCGAAAACUCUAAAAAGGAAGAAGGCGCCGGGGCCCGAUAACAUCCCAUCAGAAGUCCUCAAAGUGAUCGCCGAGAACAGACCCCAAAUACUGCUGGAUAUGUAUAAUGCGUGCAUUACCAGCGGGACAUUUCCAGACACCUGGAAGGUGCAACGGUUGGUUCUGAUAAGCAAAGGCAAAGGAGAUCCCCUGACACCAUCAGCUUAUCGACCACUAUGCAUGCUCGACACAACCGGGAAGCUACUAGAGAAAAUCUACGACGAAAUUUUCCACCUAGACAUGCCUGAGGACACGACCAUCGUGGGGUACGCAGACGACAUAGUUGCAGUCAUUACAGCUCGAAAUACCGAGUACGCACAGCGCAAAUUGACGCAGGAAAGAUGGACAGCUGAAGAACGAGGAAGAUGGACAGCUAGGCUGCUACCAAACCUGGUAGCAUGGUCUACAAGGAAACACGGAGACUUGGAUUACUACGUUACCCAGAUGCUGACUGGCCAUGGCUACUUUGCCGCCUUUCUAUACUCGAUAGGAAAAAGAAAGGUCGCCAGAUGUAUAUACGGAGAUGCAGAGAUCGACAGUGCUGAACACACCAUCUUUCAAUGUGAAAAGUUCGGACCGGCGCGCAUUUGCCUGGAAGAAGUUGUUGGGAUAAUAACACCGGAAAACAUCAUCACGAAGAUGAUAGACAGCGAAGCAGCGUGGAAACUCAUUGCAGGAUUCGUUGAGAACAUCCUCAGGGCGAAGAAGCCUGAUCUGGAUGAGACAGCUGGGUGA